AUGGCGCCAAAUCAGUCGAUUAUCCCUCGCGAGGGGUUUGUUCUCGACGCAAUCAUAAACUUCGUCAGGAAGUACGUUUUAAAUCCGAAAUACACGCUUCCAAUCUUCCUCUUUAUGAGAUACACCCGCAAAGGCCAAGACUUCGCUGGCGACCAUUACAAACUAUUCAAAAUUCUUCGAAAACUUGUUCUUUGGGGUUUGCUCUACAAAAUCAACAACAAGUUAAACUGGGGAGUUAGGAAUAAUUGGGUUGUGGAUAAAUCGUGGAUUUGGGAUAACGAGAUUGCACUUGUUACCGGUGGAAGCGGAGGGAUUGGAGGACUUGUGGCGCAGGGUUUGGCAGAGAAAGGGAUCAAGGUCGUUGUUUUGGAUGUCAUUGAUUUGACUUACGAUGCCCCGAAAAACGUCUUCUUCUAUAAAUGCGACAUCACUUCGACUGAAAAGCUCGCCGAAGUUGCGGAUGAGAUAAGAACGACCGUUGGGAAUCCGACCAUCAUUGUCAAUAAUGCUGGUGUCGCUAGAGGAAAUACGAUUUUGGAAAGCACAGAGAGGGACGUCAGGUUCACUUUCGACGUCAAUGUUCUGUCACACUUUUGGAUCAUGAAGGAGUUCUUGCCGUCUAUCGUGAAGAAUAACCAUGGUCAUAUUGUAACUGUGGCUUCAGUUGCUGGGUACCAGACUGCACCUCAGAUGGUCGAUUAUGCAGCUUCGAAGGCGGCAUCCAUCAGCUUCCAUGAGGGUCUUACACUUGAGUUGAAACACAGGUACAAUGCUAAGAAGGUCCGGACUACUCUCGUGACACAGGGCCUUACGCGCACUCCUCUGUUCACUGGGUUUGGGAAUGAUUCCCCAUUUAUGUUCCCACAACAGCACCCAGAAUCUAUCGCCGAUGGAAUUGUUGAACAGGUUCUGCGUGGUGAAUCAGAACAUUUGAUUUUACCGAAGUCAUACCAUAUUCUUACUGGAAAUAGAGGACGACCAGCAUGGUUCCGAGCAUAUGUUGAAAAUGGGACCAAGCACCUCAUGAGCAAUUGGAGGGGAAGGCAGGUUAUUGACCCGAAUACGGCGUCAACCUCAGAGACUGCUGAGGAGCCUGCUGAAGAUGUUUCGAAAUCCGGAGUUCUGGUUUAG
Molecule: messenger RNA, 1131 nt
Organism: Orbilia oligospora ATCC 24927
Lineage: Eukaryota; Fungi; Ascomycota; Orbiliomycetes; Orbiliales; Orbiliaceae
Exons: 4
Coding region: 1-1131 (376 amino acids)
Molecular function (GO): oxidoreductase activity, acting on the CH-OH group of donors, NAD or NADP as acceptor
Source: RefSeq, a predicted model, not a curated record